Molecule: messenger RNA, 2848 nt
Organism: Microstroma glucosiphilum
Lineage: Eukaryota; Fungi; Basidiomycota; Exobasidiomycetes; Microstromatales; Microstromataceae
Product: CDC45-like protein
Exons: 2
Coding region: 327-2741 (804 amino acids)
Biological process (GO): mitotic DNA replication preinitiation complex assembly; DNA replication initiation; double-strand break repair via break-induced replication
Cellular component (GO): DNA replication preinitiation complex
Molecular function (GO): DNA replication origin binding; single-stranded DNA binding; chromatin binding
Source: RefSeq, a predicted model, not a curated record
UUGGACAAGAGGCGACGCCAGUUACCCGAGGCCUACCACUCUCCUUUUGUCAGAUCCCAUCACCACACCAGCAUCAUCGAGCAGCAUCGUUUCAUCUCUUCAAGCCCCACGCAGCAACUGGAUUCCAAGCACCGGCGCUCAUCUCUCACAGAUUCCCUGCUUGAGAGCAUUGCAGCGUACACUUUUGUCAUUCCCACCCGAGCAGCCACCAUCACGUAAACAGUUGCUGCUCCUCGCGACAUUUCGGCGGGAAUAGCACGCAUCGCUGAUCGGUCCGGGCACAACAGUUCCGGAGGCCGAGGUGCUUGUUCGUAAGCUCCUUCACCAUGGUGCUCGUGCACCUUCCAAACCCCCAUACCUCGCUCCCCUCCUCGGCCAAGGACUACUCUCAUGCAUACCACCACAUCCUCAGGUCCGCACGGAGACAGUCCGCAAUGGGCUCUGCUGCUGCAGGAGCGGUGUUGAUCCUGGUGGCCACGGACGUAGAUGCGAUCUGUGCGGCUAGAGCUCUGGCGAGGCUCUUGACCGAGGACGAGAUCAUGUAUAGGAUCGCGCCAGUAGACGGUUUCAAGAGGAUGCAACGGAUAUUGGCAGAGGAUGUUGCGGGGAAUGAGGAUCUACACACCCUUGUUCUCUUGAACCUUGGAUCCCUCCUCUCCCUGCCGUCCUACUUUGGACCUGAUGCUCUGCCCCUAACCAACGCCACACAUAUCCAUCUGAUAGACUCACAUCGGCCCUGGAAUCUGGACAACCUCUUCGCUACAAACGAAAUCAUGGACCGAAUCUGGGUCUGGGACGAUGGAGACAUCGUCGCCAAGAUGCAAAAAGAGAGGGAGGCUUAUGAGACCCUCGAAUUUGACGUCGAUAGUGACGAGGACGACGAAUCUGACUCGGAGAGCGAAAGUGAGGAGGAUGAGGAGAGUGAACAUGAAGAUGAGAGCGAGGCAGACUCUGCCGGAGAAGGGUCUUCGAGCGGCCUCGGAAGGAAAAGGAAGCAGAGACGAGGCAGCAGUGUAGGCAGUCAAGAGGACGAGGAGGGGGAAGGACAUGCGGGUCGCUCUCGUCGGCGCAAGAAGGCUCGCAAGUCACCUGUCAAGCGGGUGAGCAGGGAACAAAGAGACGUCUAUCGAGCCAUUCUCACGCGUUAUUAUCAUCGCGGUACCGGUCUCGGUAUGAGCGUGGCGGGCAUGAUCUUCACCUUGGCCGAAGCUCUAGGCCGGGCUGAGAACGAAGGUCUCUGGCUCGCCAUUCUGGGCCUCACACACCAGUACAUCUCGAAUGCGGUCCCGUACUACCUGUACAAGCAGCACGCCUCCUCGCUAGGCUCGGAUGUGUUAGCCCUCAACCCGCCUCCACCGACGACAAAUGGGCACACUGUAGCUGCUGCGCCCACUGAUCACCUCCCCAAACCAGCAACAGCAGACGAUGGUAGGAUACGAGUGGUGAAAGAGGAGCUGCGGUUCACUCUGUAUCGGCACUGGAGUCUGGAAAGCGCAAUGUACCACACGCCCUACGUUGCUGGCAAGCUUGGAGUCUGGAGAGAGAAGGGCCUGAUCAAGAUUCGAGGCCUGUUGGCCAAGAUGGGAUUUUCCCUAAUACACUCCAGACAACACUACAACAACAUGCCUCUCGACUUGCGGAAUUCCCUCAUCAGCCGUCUCGACAGUAUUGCGCCUGAGUAUGGUUUGACUGAGCUGGUCUUCCAAUCCUUCAUCCGCUCCUUUGGCUAUCGCUCGAACCCACUCUCGGCAAUGGAUACAGUAGAAGGUCUCAACGCUCUUCUGACCGCUGCGACUGGAAUCAAGAUCGAAGUACAAGACGAAGCUUUGACCUUCAGCGGUGCAGCUCCCGGCAACUCAAGCAUCGGAAUGGAUAGUAGAGGAGCCUAUGGGGGUCAAGGCACACCAGUCAGCUCUGAGCUCUUUGGCGCAAAGCGAUUGUGGAGCAUCGGUGGAGGUGGUGCCGACAGCCGGUCGGGGGAUGAUAAAGAGAACAAUGCGCCUCCUCGUAACGGCGCAACUGGCACAGAGGGUGAGGGAGAAGAUGCGGAGGGUGAGCAGCUCGGCGAGUCCGACGCAUACCCGUCCAAACAACAAGCUGCUUGGGUGAGAAACUUCUUUGCCACAUAUGAAGCACUGGAUACCAAAAAGUCCGGCAACCUGUCCCUCCUCAAUUCCUCACUCAGUCUGGCCCGCUCGCUACAUUCAGCGAUCUUGAGUGUUGGUACAUCGCUCAUCGACAAGCAGUCCAUCCGGUCAAUGAAGUCCUUCCGUCUCGCAAUUCUACGCGACGGACCUCACCUCGACCUCUUCGCUGCGCAGCCCUCUAUGCUCACCAGGCUCGGGCUCUGGUUGACCGAUGCGCUGAGAGACAUUGUCAAUGAACAAGACCGAAGGAAGAUCGAGGCGAAAAAGCUGCGCAAGGAAAAGGCGAGGCUGAAGAGGAAGAAUGUGGACGAUGAGGGCGAUGCGGAGGAUACGGCCGAGGCCCUCGCGGCUAGAUCGCUACCAUUCGUGCUGUGUGCCCUGAACCAGACUACGGGCACCUACCUGGUUGUUGGACUGGUGGGAUCGAACGAGUAUGGAGACACCGAGCGCAAUCGCUUCGGACUGGCAUUCCAAGAUGCUAUCAAAAAGUCCGGUGCGAGGAGUCGCUACGAAGGUUGGUUCGACACCGGAAUCGUCGAGAUUCGACAAGAAGACCUGGGGGGAUUCGUCGAGAGGCUGCACCUCAAGAGCUGAACGAGGAAGGUUGCUGUUCAGCAUUGCAUAUAUUCAUCGAUUCCCCGCUACUCAUCUGCAUCACUUGUACACACAUGUCUCUUGUACCAAAUUCGUCUUUUGCCUGA